AUGAUACGCGAUCCGACUGGGGGUGGGACUUUGCCAUCGCGCGCCAUUCUCAUCACCAACCCACACUUCACCCCAGCGCUCCUCUUUGUGCCCGCCCCCGACUGCCGGCUCCGACCCAUCGGCACUCUCCAGCGCAGCAAGCAGCAGGUUCCGAAAGAUUCCCGGCCUUUGCCCAGGUCGGACGUCGUCCGCCCAUAUGAAACCUCGCGUUGUGGGCAUCGCGACCCAGAAAGUUGGGGGGCAACCGAGGAUGACGUCCCUGCUGGACAGCAGCAGCGUGGCUUUGGCUUGUGCGUGGGUGUGGGAGGUGGUUCGUCUCCUGGCGACGCCGGCCGUCGAAGGACUGGCUGCCUGCCCCUGUUCCCGGCCGCCGCCGCCAGCGCCAGCGCCAGAGACACGCGCUAA
Molecule: messenger RNA, 405 nt
Organism: Colletotrichum higginsianum IMI 349063
Lineage: Eukaryota; Fungi; Ascomycota; Sordariomycetes; Glomerellales; Glomerellaceae
Exons: 1
Coding region: 1-405 (134 amino acids)
Source: RefSeq, a predicted model, not a curated record